This is a messenger RNA of Dictyostelium discoideum AX4, 1497 nucleotides long. RefSeq names its product nucleotide binding protein 1-like protein. Gene Ontology annotation, biological process: iron-sulfur cluster assembly. The coding region runs from base 1 to 1497 and encodes 498 amino acids. Gene Ontology annotation, molecular function: ATP binding; ATP-dependent FeS chaperone activity; iron-sulfur cluster binding. The transcript has a single exon. NCBI's taxonomy places the organism in Eukaryota, Evosea, Eumycetozoa, Dictyosteliales, Dictyosteliaceae. The record is from RefSeq and is a predicted model, not a curated record.
AUGUCAGGUUGUGGAAAUGGUAGUGAUAAUUUAGAAGAUAUUGGCAAUAAUUUUAAAAAAGUUGUUGUUCAACCACCAAAAAAAACAACUUCAAUUAUAAUACAACAAGAUUCUGAUGAUUCUCAAACAAUAACAUCAUCAUUAAAGCCAAAAUCCACUUGUUGCAGUGCUGGUGAAAAUAAAUCAUCAUCAUCAUCAUCAUGUUGUAGUAGUAGUAAUAAAGUUGAAGAAAAACAAAAAUCAAGUUGUUGUAGUGGUGGUGAAAGUAAAUCAUCAUCAUCAUGUUGUAGUGGUAAUAAUAAUAAAUUUGAAGAAAAACAAAAAUCAAGUUGUUGUGGAGGAAAUGAAAAUAAAUCAUCAUCUUCAUGUUGUAGUAGUAAUAAUAAUAAUAAAGUUGAAGAAAAACAAAAAUCAGGUUGUUGUGGAGGUAGUGAAAAAAGUGGAUCAUCAUCAUGUUGUAAAUCAGAAUCAACGACAACAACAACAACAACAAAUAAACAAAUAAAAGAUGAUUCAAAUAUUUUAUCAAGUGGUGCAACAAUAAUUGAAGGUAAUAUUAUUAAAGCAUCAGUUGGAUGUCCUUCAGAUACACCAUUAGCAGGAUCAGAAGCAAUUUGUUCAAGUUGUCCAGGUCAAAAUGCAUGUAAAUCACAAGCUGAUAAUCCUGAUAAAAAGAGUAUUGAAAUUAGAAUGAAAGUUAUUAAAAAUAAGAUAUUGGUAAUGUCAUCAAAGGGUGGUGUUGGUAAAUCAACAGUUUCAUCCUUGUUAUCAUAUGGUUUUUCAAAGAGAAAUAAUAACACCACCAAAGUAUCUGUAUUAGAUGUUGAUAUUUGCGGUCCGUCAAUUCCAAAGCUAAUGGGUGUUGAUAAAUUGCAAAUUAUAAAUUCAGAGUAUGGUUGGAUUCCACCAAAGGUGCAACAAGCAAAUCAUGAUAUUAAAGUCAUGUCUGUUGGUUUUUUAUUGGGUACCCCUGAUGCACCUGUAAUUUGGAAAGGUCCAAGAAAGACCACAAUGAUUCGUAGAUUCCUUAAAGAUACAUUUUGGGGUAAACAAGAUUAUCUCAUCAUCGAUACGCCACCAGGCACAAGUGAUGAACAUCUCUCCAUUAUCAAUUCUCUAAAAUCUUGUAAUCCCGAUGGUGCAGUAUUGGUCACCACUCCACAAGAUCUCUCUUGUGAUACUGUAAAAAAAGAGAUUUCAUUAUGUCGUCAAUUAAAUGUACCAAUCAUAGGUAUCAUUGAAAAUUUAUCUGGUUUUGUAUGUCCAUGUUGUGAUGAAGUAACAGAAAUUUUCAAAUCUGAUGGUGGUAAAAAGUUGGCAGAACAAUUUAAUAUUCCAUUCCUUGGCAAAAUUCCAAUAGAUACAAAUUUAGGUAAAUCAGCUGAAAAUGGGGUUUGUUCAAUUUGUGAUCAUCCAAAUACUCCUGGUACUUUAGCAAUUCAUUCAAUUAUUGAUAAAAUUGAUCAAAUAAUAAUUGAAAAUAAAAAAAAACUUUAA